Molecule: messenger RNA, 2009 nt
Organism: Scleropages formosus (Asian bonytongue)
Lineage: Eukaryota; Metazoa; Chordata; Actinopteri; Osteoglossiformes; Osteoglossidae
Gene: tspan33a
Product: tetraspanin 33a
Exons: 8
Coding region: 516-1346 (276 amino acids)
Cellular component (GO): plasma membrane
Source: RefSeq, a predicted model, not a curated record
AAUAGCGGGAAAAUAAUUCACUUAAGGAAUCAGGAGGUAUCAGAGCGGGCGAGUCUCCCCCAGGACUGAGGCAAGCAAAUCUAUUUCCACUCCCUCAAUAUUUCUGCAUAACUCCAAUACUAGUACUAUUUCUAAUAUGUUUUGCCCCCCCUAGAAUCCGACACUUUUUGUUGCGUCACAGACCCGAGCCUUCGCGGACAUGCGGAGGAAACGCCCGCUGCUCGCUGAAUCACACGGGUUCGAGUCAGUGUCUCACUGACACUGUGUGGUCCCACGCUUUACACACCUAUAAGUUAUAAAUCCUUUAUUUUGUGCUCAUAGCGAGUGAUUAUCCAGGACUUUAGGUUUUUUUUUUUUGGACGAAACCACAACUUGCUGGUUGUGGAGUGUACCUGUGCCUGUACCUGUACCUGUAGCCGUACUCAAGCUCCGUACGGAGGAAGGUUUUUUUUUUUUUCAGUGGAGAGACAUACGUCAUCAGCGACUGAGUUUGGAGACUUCAGAGUUUUCCAGUCAUGGGAAGAAGAAAUGCAUCGACGGAUAAUGAAAACUUCAGUUUUGUCAGUAACGUUGUCAAAUAUUUGCUUUUCUUUUUUAACUUUAUAUUUUGGGUCAUUUCCAUGGUGAUGAUAUCCAUUGGUCUGUAUGCCAGGAUGGAGAAACAUGCUGAGGCAGUGACGGCCUACAUGUCUGUGGACCCGACCAUUCUGCUUUUGGUUGUUGGAGUGCUCAUAUUCUUCCUCACCUUCUGUGGCUGUGUUGGCUCCUUGCGUGAGAAUAUCUGCCUGCUGCGGACGUUCUCCAUCUGUCUGAUCAUCAUCUUUCUGCUGCAACUGGCCAUUGGGGUCCUGGGUUUCAUCUUUUCUGACAAGGCCCGCAUCAAGGUGACUGAGGUAAUCAACAAAGCAAUUGUUCACUACAGAGAUGACUUGGAUUUACAAAACCUCAUUGAUUUUGGCCAGAAACAGUUCAACUGCUGUGGGGCUGUGUCCUUCAAAGACUGGACCCAGAAUAUGUACUUCAACUGCACCCUGGAGAACCCCAGCCAGGAGCGCUGCUCUGUGCCAUUCUCCUGCUGCCUGCUACGUAAGGAUGAGGCUAUCAUAAAUAGGAAGUGUGGCCAAGGAAAGCAAGACCUAGACUACCUGGAAGCAGGAGACUUCAUUUACACCAAUGGCUGCAUUGACAAGCUUGUCAACUGGAUUCACAGCAAUCUGUUCCUGUUGGGUGGCAUUGUGCUGGGCCUGGCCAUCCCCCAGCUGGUGGGGAUCCUCCUCUCCCAGAUAUUGCUCAACCAGAUUAAGGAUCAGAUCGAACUGCAGAAGUACAACCUCCAUCGCUCCUAAGACCCCAUGCACUGAACGGAAGGCGCCACAGUCACCACCCAGCGCAUUUCACCGUGCGACCACUUGUGUAUGGGGACACUUGUGAACAGUGGAGGAGAGCGGAGUGACAGGUGUGAUGUGGGAAUAGUAUGCUACCAGAAGAGAACAUGGAGCCUUGAUAGUCAUUGCCUGAGGAAGAUGAUAUGUCCCAAAUAUUUCAAGUAUUGCAUUCCAGUUCAGAGAUAGCUGCAUAUCUGUACAGUACUCAGUGUUUUUAAAUACUGAUGCACAGCUAUGGAAGGUUACAUGCUCCCUACCUAUGUACAGUACAUAUGUGAUAUAGAUAUUUUUGUAUGUUAUGUAAAGUCCAUUUGCUUUUGUUAUGUGGGAUUGUGUAACAGUAUAGAAAAAAAGGAGGGAUGUCUUUAAAACAAGCGCAUUUCUCUUUUUUGCAUAUCUGUCUGCUUGAUUCAUAUCCAUAUCUGCAUUUUUAAAAUUUCUUUUAUUUAAAAUAAACAAACAACAUCAUUGAAGGAUCUCUUGUGAGGGAAAAUGAGUUAGAAAAAGACACAGGCAGGUUAGAAGCUGCUAUAGUUUUGGUUCCCCUCAAAGUUCACCAGAUCCCCAGCUGCAGUGUUCUGUGGGUGUCUGUUUCGGUAGCCUGGGCAGUCUGACAAGUCCUGA